Aegilops tauschii subsp. strangulata is the source of this 1373-nucleotide messenger RNA. RefSeq lists its product as uncharacterized. Lineage: Eukaryota; Viridiplantae; Streptophyta; Magnoliopsida; Poales; Poaceae. The record is from RefSeq and is a predicted model, not a curated record.
UUUGCAUACCAAGGACAAGGAGUUGCAAAGCCUUAGGCAAGAAAGCAAGCCAGCAGUCUAUACAUAUUUGAGUCACAUAGAAGCAAGACCUGGUUCUUAGAGGUUCCGCGACAAUGCGACAAAUGACGACCAUUUCGGUUGGCAUUGUUGUGCUUGCCACACUUGUUUUGGCAUCCGAGGGUCGCAUUGCCCGGAAGGACUUAGGCCUAAACCUUGGUGGUGUAGGCUUGGGGACCGAUACAGGUGUCAAUAUAGGGGGUAACAUUGGCAUAGGUGGUGCCGGCUCUGCAUCGGGGUCUGGUUCUGCGUCUGGAUCAGGGUCGGGAUCAGCCUCUGGUUCGGGGUCUGGCUCGGGGUCUGGUUCGGGCGCUGCAUCAUCAGCAGGUUCGGGUGCAGUUUCUGGUGGGGGGUCUUAUGCUGGGUCUGGUGCAGGCUCAGGCUCAGGUGGAGCCUCUGGCUCUAGUGCCGGCUCAGGCUCAGGUGGAGCCUCUGGUUCUGGUGCGGGUUCAAGCUCGGGUGGAGCUUCUGGCUCUGGCGCUGGUUCAGGUGCAGGCUCAGGUGGAGCCUCUGGCUCUGGUGCUGGUUCAGGCUCAGGUGGAGCCUAUGGUGGAGCUUCUGGCUCUGGUGUCGGUUCAGGCUCAGGUGGAGGCUCUGGUUCAGGUGCUGGUUCGGGAUCCGGUUAUGGUCAGGGGCAGGGAAAAGGCGAAGGCCAGGGCCAAGGGUCUGGAUAUGGCCAGGGUUCCGGCUCGGGCCAUGGACAAGGUUCGGGCUCUGGUUCGGGUUAUGGUGAGGGACAUGGUGAAGGUUAUGGACAAGGACAUGGUGCGGGAUCUGGAUAUGGUGAGGGCCAUGGCGAAGGUUAUGCUCAAGGUAGUGGUGUCGGGCAAGGAUCCGGAUACGGUGAGGGCCAUGGCGAAGGUUAUGGUCAAGGAAGUGGGGUCGGGCAAGGAUCUGGAUAUGGCGAAGGUCAUGGCCAAGGCUCUGGUUCAGGCUCUGGCUAUGGUGAAGGCUCUGGUAGUGGUUAUGGAAAUGGGGCGGGCUCGGGCUACGCUGAAGGUCAUGGAUAUGGGUAUGGAUCUGGACAUGGCAAAUGAUUAAGACGUGGACUACUGCAGUAUUAAUAAUGUGUGGUUGUCUCAAGCUUCAUGUUUACACUUGGACAUCAUCUAUGUGUGUGUGGCUUCGAUUCUAAGGGGCUGAGUCUAACUAAAUUGGUGGAGGGUCAAAUGUAUAAUCCUACCAUCUAGGUUCAAGUCUUUGACUCGAACUUUAGAGUGUAUGUUCCACCCGCCAUAUUAAUAGUACACGUAGGUUCUCCUAUAUGUGCUAUAAUAUACACUUAUUUAUUAAUAAAUUCCAUGUUGAGUGAAUAA